Messenger RNA from Papilio polytes (common Mormon), 1254 nucleotides. RefSeq names its product hsp70-Hsp90 organizing protein 3-like. The record is from RefSeq and is a predicted model, not a curated record. The coding region runs from base 128 to 853 and encodes 241 amino acids. Gene Ontology annotation, molecular function: Hsp90 protein binding. The transcript has 5 exons. NCBI's taxonomy places the organism in Eukaryota, Metazoa, Arthropoda, Insecta, Lepidoptera, Papilionidae.
UGUCAAUUUGACAAUCGGUUUGUACAUAUUGAGGUCAAGAUAAUUUUAAUAAUCUUUUAAAUGUACUUUAUUGACUUAUAGUUUUACAAUUGUAUAUUUAUAUUAAAAUCUAAUCUAUUUAUGUAAAAUGGAUGAAUCAAAAAAAGAGCCUCAAACGCUCAGUGUCGAAGAACUUAAAAACAAAGGUAACGAAUGUGUAAAAGAUGGGAAAUUCAUUGAGGCAGUUUUACAUUAUACACAUGCUAUUAAAAUGGACCCUAGCAAUUACGUUUUGUAUAGUAAUAGGUCAUUUGCAUUUUUGAAACUGGACCAACAUUAUUUAUCAUUACAAGAUGCAAAUGAAACCGUUAAAUUACAACCGCAAUGGGCAAAGGGUUAUUUUCGACGUGCUGAAGUUGAAGCAGCAAGUGGUUUGUAUGAUGAAGCAAUUGUCUCAUACACUAUAGCUUUAAAACUUGAUCCUCAAAAUCAGAAACUGAUAGAGUCCAUUAAAAAUAUAACGGACACGCAAAAGCAAAAGAUACAAAGCAAUCAAAACACUAUUUGGAUAUGCACAUGUCUGGGAUUCAUUGUUGGUAUUGCAGUUGUUAUAUUGGAUUACUGUUGCACAACCAAUCCAACAUUAGGGCAUCCUUUCAGUAUGGUUGCAUUUUCAAUAGCAUUGGCAGGUUUAGGCUGGUCUAUUGGAAAGGCUGUAACAUUGAUGAAUACAUGGGGUGCAGGCAAGUCUCUCCAGCCACCUGAGGAUCUAGUUGGAAGUGACAAUGCAAAUAAAGAAACUGCUCAACCUGAAAAGAAGCCAAAGUACAGCAAAGCACAAGCAAGACAGAGAUUUAAACAGGGAAGGCUCUAGUGAUUUAUUAAUGUUCAUUAGUUGUAAUGGGAAUACGGGAAAUAUUGUAAGAAUUUGUUGUUUUUAUUGAUAUACAAAAGACAUAAGAUACUUGCCAUUCUUUUGAAUGUUUUACCUUACCCUUAGUAAAUGUUUGUAAUGUAUAUUACUUGGAUGGGUGUUGAACUGUCCAUUUUCUUUCUUCAACCAGUUUUUUUUCAUCUUAUCAGAAAAGUUUUUCUAUUGAACUUCAAAAAACCUUUAUAAUGAAGCAAGCUUCCAGUCAUUCCUACAUAACACCAGACAAAUUGAUCAUAAUGUGUGACUAUUGUUUGUAAUUAUUUUAAAUGCUAAAUUAAAAGCCAUAAACACGGUCAGUGUAAAAGGCGGGAAAAUAAAUAAAAUUUUGAUUAUAACUUACA